This is a messenger RNA of Soboliphyme baturini, 759 nucleotides long. NCBI's taxonomy places the organism in Eukaryota, Metazoa, Nematoda, Enoplea, Dioctophymatida, Soboliphymatidae. The record is from the annotation of a GenBank genome assembly.
GACCAGAGCGCGUCAAUGGCUGAUGAUCUUCUGCAGAAGCUCAACCACUAUUUUGGGUUUUCAUCGUUUCGACUUCGAGUUCAAGAAGAUGCUAUUCGAUACAUACUGAGACGAGAAAGCGACGUAUUUGUUUCUAUGCCCACUGGUUCCGGAAAAUCGCUGUGUUACCAAUUACCGGCAGCACUGUACAGCGGAAUCACGGUCGUGUUUUCGCCGUUAAUUGCCUUGAUUCAAGAUCAGUUGACCCACCUGCGGCUUCACAAAAUAGCUUGCGAUUCUCUUAAUUCGAAACUGACCAAUUCCGAACGAGAUAGAAUCCUCGCUGAUCUGCAUUCUGCUCAGCCGUCGAUCAAAUUGCUGUACGUCACCCCGGAACAGGCACAAACCAAAACGUUCCAGAGUAUUUUGCAAAAGCUGAACGGUAGGCAUAAACUCGGCUACUUCGUGGUCGACGAGGCUCACUGCGUGUCUCAGUGGGGCCAUGACUUUCGCCCGGAAUAUCUGAAGUUGUGCAAACUGCGCAAUAUGUACCGUGACGUUCCGUGGAUUGCGGCGACUGCGACGGCGACCAAAACCGUCAUGGAAGAUAUCAAAAAACAGCUAUCACUAAAAGAACCAGUCGCAGUGUUCAAACAUCCGUGCUUUCGUCCAAAUCUGUUCUAUGACGUCAAGUUUCAGGAAACUCUCGUCAAUCCGACGAAGCAUUUAGCUGAUUUUCUUCAGGAUACAUUGAAAAACGUACGUGUUUAUUUGCAUUAA